Molecule: messenger RNA, 6667 nt
Organism: Sinocyclocheilus anshuiensis
Lineage: Eukaryota; Metazoa; Chordata; Actinopteri; Cypriniformes; Cyprinidae
Gene: c4b
Product: complement C4B (Chido/Rodgers blood group)
Exons: 41
Coding region: 82-5235 (1717 amino acids)
Biological process (GO): complement activation
Cellular component (GO): extracellular region
Molecular function (GO): endopeptidase inhibitor activity; protein binding
Source: RefSeq, a predicted model, not a curated record
UGCAACAUUUGCAUAGCAGAGUUGAGAGAACAAAAUGUGCUUGAAAUUAUCUGCUGCUCACACAGGAAUAACACACUCACCAUGGAGGUGCACAUGCGUCCUCUUCUCUAUCUGAUGCUGUGCAUGUUCUGUGCUGUUCAGGGAGAGAACAGAAAGAGAUUCCUAAUCACUGCACCGAGUGUUUUUCAUGUUGGUGUGAAAGAAACCGUAUGGAUUCAGGUGGGGGAGGCAUUGCUUGGCAAACCCGUGUCCUGUCAGUUAGAAACAGAGAUGCGUGUUCCCAUGUCUGCACGUGAGACCAAAACAAUCAGCAAAAAAGGCCAGUUUGAAGCAGUGACUCUUGAGGUAUUUGAAAAGAACAUUUCGGACCUGAAAUCGAUAAAUGAAGAGCCUCCCUAUCUCAACCUGGCAUGUGAAGUUGAUGGUCAGAAAUGGCAAACCCGUGUCUUGGUCUCCAAACACAGUGGCUACAUCUUUAUUCAGACAAACCAACCCAUAUACAACCCCACACAGAGAGUUUGGUUCAGGAUCUUCACUCUGGACCACUCCAUGCGACCAAAAUCAGAGAUAGUUUAUAUCUAUAUAUAUAAUUCUGAUGGGAACAAGAUCAAGAAAUCAGCAUACAAAGUUUUAGGUGGCGUUAUGUCAAAGGACUACCGCAUCCCUGAUAUUUCAAAACCUGGUGUAUGGAAGAUUACAGCACAUUACAAAGGUGAUGAGAAAAAUGCUGCAGUGCGUGAAUUCAAGGUCCAGAAGUUUGUUCUUCCCAGCUUUGGGGUUUCUAUUCAUUCAGAGAAAGCCUUUCUGCUUGUGAAUGCUGAGAUAUUUACAUUCACCAUUAAAACCUCAUACACAUAUGGCAAGACCAUUGAUGGUGGUUUCCAUUGUCGGUUUGGGAUAAAAAAGGACGAGUCAGAGAAUAAUGCUGGAGAAAUCGAAUUCAUCAAGGGAUUGGAGAAAACUGGAUCUGUGAAAGGAGGCCAUGCUGAGAUUACAGUUAAAAUGUCAGACCUCAGUCAAAAACUGAAUUCCACAUUAGAGGAAUUGGAAGCGACUCAGGCCCAAUUCUACAUUGCUGUCACAGUCACAGAUAUUUUAAGUGGUGAGGUACAGGAAUCUGAUGCUUUCCUUCCCGUUGUUUUGAGCCCGUACAAUGUGGAUCUGUCUCGGACAAGAUCGUUCUACACACCUACAUUCCCUUUUCAAGCAGUGGUCACCAUCCGUCACCCAAAUGGUUCCCCAGCUGAAGGCAUUCAAGUGAACUUGGAUGUCUCAAGCACCAAAGAAAAGUCUGUAGAUAUUAAAACUAAUAAAGAGGGAAUCGCAUUUUACAUUUUCAACUUGGAAGGAACACCACCUUCAGUUUCAGUGCAGGCAACAGUGGAUGGUUUCAAGUCAACAAAAGAAGUGCGCCCAAUGAAAUCCACAAGAAACAGCUUCCUGCAUCUUAGUAUAACUAAUAAAGUCCUGUUACCAGAAAAUUCUCUGGAUAUUACAUUUUUUUCCAAUUGUAAUCCAGAAGAUGGGAAAAUAUAUUAUAUGAUUCUCAGCAGAGGCAUGCUGAGAUCAGCAAGCUCUGUUGCAUCAGGUUCUGAAGUAAAAAUAUCCAUCCAUAUCAGCCCAGAGAUGAUCCCGUCCUUCAGAGUGAUCGCUUUUUACUAUGACACAAAUGGUGACAUCAUUGCAGACUCAGUGUGGGUAGAUGUAGAGGACAAGUGUGAGGGAAAGCUUGAGCUAAAACUGCAUGGCUAUCAUAAAUAUCAUCCAGAUGAUACCGCUGAGCUUGACAUUGAUGUAGGAACACAAAAGAACACAAAAGUUGCCUUACUAGUUGUGGACAAAGCCAUUUACGCACUGGGUGCUCAAAACAAACUCACUCCAAAACAGGUGUUCACCUCCAUGCAGUCUUAUGAUCUGGGGUGUUCGUAUGCCGGUGGAGAAAACACAGCUGCUGUUUUUAAUGAUGCUGGCCUGGCCUUCAUCUCCCACUCGACCACAAUCCGUUCAAUGAUGAGAAAAGGUUUCAGCUGCGAGUCUGGUUUUAGACGCAACAAACGUUCUAUAGAUAUUCAAGCAGAAAUGGCUAGAAAAGAAGCUGCAUUUAAGAAAGCAGAAUUGCAGAAAUGCUGUCGCCAUGGCUUCACCCUGAUUCCUAUGAAGUUUACUUGCGAGGAACGAGCGAAAAGAGUGAGCAAAACGGAAAGCAAAGACUGUGUGAAAGCCUUCCAAGAGUGCUGUGAGUUUGCAACCAAGCUAAGAAACAAAAAGAGGAAAGAGGACCAGAGGACAGGGCAUGGCCGAACUGUUAAUUCUAAUGAAAUCGAGGAAUUCUUGGACUUUGAGAUACAAACAAUUCGCCGAUAUUUCCCUCCAAGCUUUGAGUUUAAGCAGAUUGAUGUGAAAGAAAAAGUUAGGCACAAAAUCCAUUUACCACACUCUAUCACAACAUGGGAGAUCCAAGCUCUCAGCUUAUCUCCAUCCCAUGGUUUCUGUGUGGUGGAGCCAGUUGACCUUACUGUAUUUAAGUCAUUGUUUAUUUCCUUGAGGCUUCCCUAUUCGGUCAAACGCUUUGAGCAACUGUCUAUAGUUGCAGUGAUCUUUAAUUAUGGCAAGAUGGAAAGGGAGCUCGUUGUGCAAAUGGAACAAGUGGAUGGUCUUUGUUCACCCGGAUCAGCUUCUUCCUCUUCUGCUGUCCGAAUCAGUCUGGAGCCACAGUCAUCUCAAACUGUGACUUUCCCUGCUAUUCCCAUGAAAAUAGGUGAAAUCCCUAUCACUAUUGAACUUUAUGAAGCUGAAGAAGAAGAAAAAAUGAGAGUGGAUGCCAUUCAAAAGAUGCUCUUGGUCAAGAAUGAAGGAGUGGAAAUGAGAGAAGAGCUGACUUAUUUUAUUAAUUUGGAUGGUAGAAGUGACCGGCGCUUGUUUAUCAAUGGAUUUUUCCCAAACAACACUGUUCCUGAAACAGAUGUCAACCUGUUUGUCAAACUAGAAGAAGUAGUAUUUGCCCAGUCCACUGCAGUUCCAUUACUCUCACCAUCCAAAGUGGAAAAUCUGGUCCGGGCUCCUAAAGGCUGUGGAGAGCAGACUAUGAUCUUUAUGUCUCCUACUGCCUUGUCAAUCCGCUACCUGGACAAAAGUCAACGCUGGCUGGAACUGGAAGCAGGAUCCAGAGACAAAGCACUGGAUUUCAUUGAGCAAGCAUAUGAACGGAUUUUAACAUUCAAAAAGCCUGAUGGAUCCUAUGGAGCUUGGCUAAACCAUCCCACAAGCACCUGGUUGACUGCGCUGGUGGUGAAAGUGUUGUCUCUUGUGGCUGAAAGACAGAUAGAAACUCUUGAACAGCAAGGAACAACAGAGAAGAUGAUUUCGCAGGAGGACAUCCGCCAUGCAGUCACAUAUCUGAUUAAAACACAGAGCUCCGAUGGGUCAUUUACUGAUGCUAAUCCAGUCUAUCACAGGGAAAUGCAGGGAGGUAUUGGAGGAGUUGAGAAAGAUGCCUCUUUAACAGCUUUCAUCACGAUAGCACUUUGUCGCUCCCUCCCUUUCUUGGACAAAGAAGUAACUGAUGUGAAGAAAAGCAUCUCCCGUGCCACCGACUUCCUCCUUAAACGGGUUGAUGAUCUUAAAAGACCUUAUGCAUUAGCCAUUACGGCGUACUGUUUGUCUGUCUGCCUCACUGACCGAACUCAAUCACUGUCUGCCUGGAGGAAACUCAGGAGUCUUGCAAAACCAGCGGGAGAGUGUCUUGUUUGGCAAGAUGAUGAAAAUAUACGACUGGUAAAUGAGGCUAAAACUUCCCGUGUGCCCCCUGGAGUGGCGUUAACAGUAGAGACCACCGCAUACGCUCUCCUGACUGCACUAGCACAGAAUGACUUAAUAACAGCAAAUGCUGCCGCCUGCUUAUUGUCUUCACAAGAGAACUAUGAAGGAGGUUUCAAAUCAACACAGGACACUAUCAUGGGAUUGGAAGCCUUAUCGGAGUAUGCACUGAGUAUACCAGAAGUCCCCGUCUCUAAAAUCAAUGCACAGUUCACCGUUCAAGGGAGGUCUGAGAUGGAAAAGCUGCUUUUGGAAAAAAAUGAAAAUAAAGUGGAAACAGAAUUAAAGAGACUAGUGGGAAUGGGAAUAGAUGUAAACCUUUCCGGAGAAGGAAAAGCUAAAAUGAAAGUGGCAAAGGCUUAUUUUGCUCUUAAGGAAGACUCCAACUGUGCUGAUUUGUCAAUAAAUGUGACUGUCAAGGGAAAAGUGGAGUACACAACUGAAGUACAAGAAAGUUACAAUUACUAUGACUAUGAGCAGGCAGAAGAGAGGAAGGAGGAGGAAGAUCUCCCCCGGACAGCAAUCGAGUGGUUUGAUGCUCGCAGCAGACAAAAAAGAGACACUACACAAAACACACAAGAUGAAGUGGUUUAUACGGUGUGUGUCAGUCACACACAGGGCAGGAACCUCUCUGGAAUGUCCAUUGCUGACAUCACUCUACUUAGUGGCUUUGAUGCAAUCAGUACAGAUCUAGAAAAGCUGAAAGACCUGGUGGACAGGUAUAUUUCUCACUAUGAGCUCACACGCGGAAGAGUGCUAUUGUACUUCAAUGAGAUAGAUGGAGGUGAGGCCUGUAUAGCAUUCGGAGCGAAGCAAACUGUGGCCAUUGGUUUAGUUCAACCAGCUCCUGCUAUGUUUUAUGAUUACUAUGAACCAGACAGGAGAUGUUCAGUGCUGUACAGCGCCCCCAUGAGGAGUAAGGCGAUUUCUGUCCUGUGCUCAGAUGAUGUGUGUCAAUGUGCAGAAAGGGGUUGUUUCACAGAGAAGAAAACAAUUGACAUGAAAAUCACCAAAAAGGACAGAUAUGAUUAUGCUUGUUAUCACACCAACAUUGACUAUGCAUUUGAAGUCAUUGUGGAUUCAGUUACUGAAGAGAGCAAUUUUAUGCUGUAUUCAACAUCCGUGACCGUGGUCUUCCGAUUUUCGGGAGACACUGGCGUGAGCACAGACAGCACACGGGUGUUUGCCAAGAGAAAGCACUGCAAGGAUGAGCUGAAAGAGGGCAAGACGUACCUCAUCAUGGGCAACGAUGGCCCCACCAAAGACUCGAAUGGAAACAUGCAGUACCUGUUGGAUUCAAAAACAUGGGUUGAGGAGAAGCUGUCGGCCUCAACAUGCAGAGCAUCAGUCAACAAGAUUUACUGCAAGGAACUGAAAGAUUUUGUGAAAGAGUACCAAGUUGAUGGAUGCAACAUGUAGUCUGCACUACAAUUUGGGGGAAUUUAUUUACUCAACAUCUCACUAUCGCAGAAAAGGAAUCUACAUUUAUCCUGAAUUGUAAACUUGCUUUUCUUUUCAUGCUACAGAUUAUGGGAACUGAGAACCUGUAUGACAUACACAUGUUUUAGCCUAUCUGUUAUCAUGACUUAAAAUAAUUGUGCUUACAAAACAUUUCAGAGUCAGUAUCUACGAAACAAUCACAAUAGCAACCAUAAGGGUCAAAGCUAAAUCUUUUUUUUUCUUUUGGGUAUUUGAGACACUGUGUUUAAGAGACAGCUCAGCAGCAUAAGAGUGACUACACACAGAUGAAUCAACACAUAUCAAUUUAGGUUUAUAAAAAAACACACACUUUUGACGCCUCUUUCACAUCCUCUCACUGUGUUUCAUGCCAGUCCAGUCUUUGAGACCUGAUUUGUUAUAGUGGGGUGAUUCAGCUUCCCAGCAUAUGUGUAUUUAUUAUUUUGAAGACUCAUUUCACUUGGCAGUUGGAAGUGUGAGAGGGGCUUCUGUGCUCAUGGUAAACUCGGUAACAUCUGCAUGCGAGCGGCAGGCGGGGGCGAGUACGUGUACAACAGCGCGCACACUUCACUGGAGAGGAAGCUGAAAGGGCAGAGCAUCACAGAAUCCAUAGGAACCUCAACUGCACUGUAGGUAGUUUUGUCCACUCAGCGCGAAAAAGCAGGCGCUUCACUCAGAAGGCACCAAAAGGAGCAGAUAGCACUGCGCCCAAGGUAGCUAGGAGUGGAGAAAUUAUGGUAAUGAUGGACUGAGAUAAGAUGAGAACCCAUUAUGUUAAAUUAUGGCUCUAUAGAAUCAAUGCUCAAAGACUUGGACUUUCCAAUUAUAUUUGCAUAAUUAUCAGACAAAUGCAAACACAUUUGUUUCUUGUUCUGCUGUUUAAAGAACUUGAGCAAAUACUAAAAGAUUUUGAUACAAUAAAAUUGUGUUACUCCCUUAGUUUAGAUAAAGGCAUCUUCUAAAUGAUUCAAUAUAAAUGUGAAUAUAUAGGACCACCCCAAAAGAAGCCCUAUUUUAUCCAACUUACAAAUUUGAAAUCUAAAUUAAUGGCGUAAAAUUACAGGAUACCACAAAAUAAUAGAGUAAAAUAAAUACAGGCCUACACCCUGUGUCUGAAUAUUCCUACUUCCCUACUAUAUAGGUGCAAAAGUGUGUAUGAAUUCAUUGAAUUAAUGACUCUUAAGAGCCGGUUCUUUUAAUGAAUUGGUCAAAACGCUAAAGAAUUCAUCAGUAUAACAAAUCUCUUGUAGAAUUUUGCUACUGAACUAACAUCUGACUUGCUUAUUGAUUUUAGUAUGACAAGUGCACUUAAAGAUACAUUGUCACAAAUGAUUUACUGUAGUAAAGGAUAUUUUAAUUAAUAAUAAACAUUCAGAUAUGAUGCAAUCCUAAA